GCCUGAUUCUCUUCUUUUCUUCUCUCUUGGGAGAAGGCAACUUCUACCCGUCGACCAUACGUUUCAAUUCCACCUAAACAGACGUCGACUAUCUCUUUAUUAUACCCCAGUCUCAUCACUUCUCGUUCAUUUAACUUUCCCCGCAUCACCAUGUCGUUCCCAAAAAGCGAUGCGGUUUUGGAUUCUUCCAAGGCCCUGGAGGUCCUGAAGAACGAGUACAAGGAGCUCGAUGGCCUCGAUGCUGAGAGUCUGCUUGACUCCCACAAGAAUGGAGGCCUCACGUAUAACGAUUUUCUUAUUCUCCCCGGUUACAUUGGAUUCCCCGCCUCAGAAGUGUCUCUUGAGUCACGCGUUACCAAGAAAAUCACCCUGAAGACUCCUUUCGUCUCUUCUCCCAUGGACACCGUUACUGAGCACGAGAUGGCCAUCGCCAUGGCGCUCCAGGGUGGCCUCGGUGUCAUCCACCACAACUGCUCUCCUGACGAACAGGCCGAGAUGGUCCAGAAGGUCAAGCGUUACGAGAACGGCUUCAUCCUCGACCCAGUUGUGCUCCGCAAGGACCAGACUGUUGAGGAGGUCAAGGCCCUGAAGGAGAGAUGGGGAUUCGGUGGUUUCCCAGUUACUGAGGACGGAAAUCUCGGCUCCAAGCUCGUUGGUAUUGUCACGAACAGAGACAUCCAAUUCGAAGAAGACACCAAGAAGCCAGUUUCAUCUGUCAUGGUCACCGAUCUUAUCACUGCUGCCAAGGGCACCUCCCUCGCCGAGGCCAACGCCAUCCUGGCGCAGUCCAAGAAGGGAAAGCUCCCAAUCGUUGACAAGGCCGGCAACCUGGUUUCCAUGGUGUCUCGUUCCGAUCUCACCAAGAACCUCCACUUCCCCAACUCCUCGAAGCUCCCAGACUCCAAGCAGCUGAUCUGCGCGGCUGCCAUUGGUACUCGUCCCGCCGACAAGGACCGCUUGGAGAAGCUCGCUGAGGCCGGCCUCGACAUCGUUAUCUUGGAUAGCUCCCAGGGUAACAGCAUGUACCAGGUCGAGAUGAUUAAGUUCGUCAAGGAGAAGUACCCUGGUAUCGAGGUUAUCGGCGGAAACGUCGUUACCCGCGAGCAGGCUGCCACUCUCAUCGCUGCCGGAGUUGAUGGUCUCCGCAUCGGCAUGGGCAGUGGUUCCGCCUGUAUCACCCAGGAAGUCAUGGCUGUUGGCCGUCCCCAGGCCGCAGCUGUCUACAACGUCGCCACGUUCGCUGCUCGCUUCGGCGUCCCAUGUAUGGCUGACGGUGGCAUCCAAAACGUUGGCCACAUCGUCAAGGGUCUCGCUCUUGGUGCCACUACCAUCAUGAUGGGUGGUCUCCUUGCUGGUACCUCCGAGUCCCCAGGAACUUCCUUCGUUUCCCGCGAGGGCAAGCUCGUCAAGGCUUACCGUGGCAUGGGCUCCAUCGAUGCUAUGCAAGACAAGAAGGCCGGUGCCGGUACUGCCAACAGCCAGGCUAGCAACGCUGGCACUGCCCGCUACUUCUCCGAGGGUGACAGCGUCCUUGUCGCCCAGGGUGUUUCCGGCGCGGUUGCUCACCGUGGCCCGAUCACCAAGUUCGUCCCAUACCUGUCUGCCGGCUUGAAACACAGUUUGCAGGAUAUGGGCUCCAGGAGCUUGGCUGAGCUCCACGCCUCGGUUGCCGCUGGCACCACGCGCUUCGAACUCCGCUCUGCCAGUGCCCAGGUUGAGGGUGGCAUCCACAUGGAGAGCUACGAGAAGAAGCUUUACGCUUAAACGCAUAUUGAAUGAUUCUUUACGGCAGAGGCCUUAACUGGUCUCUGCUAUGACGACGAAGAUGGAACGAUGAGAAAACGUUGGUAAUUUGGAUGGCGCGUGGUUAGGAAAAAUAAAUAACGUACACAAAAUAUGGGUAUUUUGGCGCGUUGAUGAGAAGUUGCGUAGUAGCAAAGCAAUGACAUAAACAUGAA
Molecule: messenger RNA, 1958 nt
Organism: Pseudogymnoascus verrucosus
Lineage: Eukaryota; Fungi; Ascomycota; Leotiomycetes; Thelebolales; Thelebolaceae
Exons: 2
Coding region: 151-1764 (537 amino acids)
Biological process (GO): GTP biosynthetic process
Cellular component (GO): cytoplasm
Molecular function (GO): IMP dehydrogenase activity
Source: RefSeq, a predicted model, not a curated record